GUAGCAGCAGCACCACUCGCAGUCAAGCAGCGGGACUCCAGGCACUACUUCCCCAGCUGCUGACGUCAGCUGGCAGCCUGGGCAGUGCUCGCCGCUCCGGACAUAGCGCCGAGAAAAAAUGCUGCUCUCCGUACCGCCAAGGGCAGGAAUCAACCCGUACAGCGGCUUUAACAGCAGAAACAGCAAAAAGCAGACCUAUGCGUCUUUCGGCCACCAGAUGGCUCCCCCUAGUCCCAACAACAACAACAGCAGCAACAGCGGUGGCGAACAGCUAAGUAAAACCAACCUGUAUAUCCGCGGCCUUCAUCCGGGUACUACGGACCAAGACCUGGUCAAGCUCUGCCAGCCGUAUGGCAAGAUUGUGUCGACCAAAGCCAUUUUGGAUAAAACUACCAAUAAAUGUAAAGGCUAUGGCUUUGUGGACUUUGACAGUCCGGCAGCAGCUCAGAAAGCUGUUACGGCUCUGAAAUCAAGUGGCGUCCAGGCGCAGAUGGCCAAACAACAAGAGCAGGACCCCACCAACCUGUACAUCUCCAACCUGCCGGUGUCCAUGGACGAGCAGGAGCUGGAGAGCAUGCUCAAGUCCUUUGGCCAGGUCAUUUCCACGCGCAUUCUGCGAGACGCCAACGGGACCAGCCGCGGUGUGGGAUUCGCCAGAAUGGAGUCCACAGAGAAGUGUGAGGCCAUAAUUCAACAUUUCAAUGGCAAAUUCAUCAAGACUCCACCGGGACUUCCAGUGCCCACAGAGCCCUUAUUAUGUAAGUUUGCAGACGGAGGUCAGAAAAAAAGACAGAACCAGGGGAAGUACCUCCCCAACGGAAGGCCCUGGGCCAGAGACGGAGAAACCGGAGGAAUGACGCUUGCGUAUGACCCCACAGCAUUACAAAAUGGCUUCUACUCGUCGUCGCCAUACAGUCUGACUCCCAACCGGAUGAUCGCCCAGACGUCGCUCUCACCUUACAUGCAUUCUCCUGUCUCAUCCUACCAGGUGCACAGCCCGUCCUGGAUGCACCAUCAGUCAUACCUCAUGCAGCCAGCUGGUACAGUUCUUACCCCAGCAAUGGAUCACGCUAUGUCCAUCCAGCCCACGUCUAUGAUGGGACCUCUCGCCCAGCAGCUAAGCCACCUGUCCCUGGGCAGCACGGGCACAUAUAUUCCGGCCAACACGACUAUGCAAGGGACAUACAUCCCUCAGUACACCCCAGUGCCUCCCUCCAAUGUCCCAGUAGAGGAGAAUGGUGGCCAACAGCAACAGGUUGCCAUGGAAACCCCCGCAGAACACACAAACUACUCAUACCAACACACCAAGUGAAGCUAAGCUCCAUGGGGUGGGGCCUAGGUCAUGUGAUGAAUCCAACCAAUCAGGGUUCUACUGAACGAGAACUGCGUACCGUCGCUAAGCAUCCGAACUUGAACAUGGAUGACAAAAGGAACGUGUACAUGUGUGCGAGAAUGUGUGUGUGUGUGGGUGUGGGUGUGGCUGUGGGUGUGUGUUUGUGUGUCUUUCUUUGUCUGUUUGUUUGUUUUUUCUUCCAUUUUAAAGAAACAAUACAACACGUCCGUCAUUGAAAGUUUCUGCUCACAAAUUGAACUACCAAAGGAGGUAAUCUUCUCCAGAGAAGAUCUGAUCUAUUUUGAUAACUGAAACGAGGAACACGACAAAAUGUUGGAGAGGGGGGGGAAAAAAAUCGUGAGGAUGGAAAAAAAACUUAGAGCGUUAUUUUUAUGCACGUAAUAUAACAAAUUCUUAUUUUUAAAAUGUGCAUUCUGGAUGUUUCAGAGUGAUUCAAGGAAAAAGAGUUAAAACACAAUGUGUCUUUUAUUUUUUUGUAAAAUAUGCAAACUUUUUAUUUCCCGAUGUCUGUUGUUUGACAUUCUAUUUGCAGCAGUGGGACAACAGUUUGUACAGGAUAAAAAAAACAAAAACACUUUUGCUGGAUAUCAAGUCAUUGCAACCGCGAGAGGCAAACCAUUUAAAGCUAACUUCUUCAUCUAACUGCUGCAGAGAUUUCUAUUCAUGCACAGAUGGUAGAAACCCAUUUUAUUUAUACUUUUUAAUCCUUAGUUUUUUUAAAGCAUGAAUGAACAAAAGACAAUCAAUUAUUUCUAUUUAUAUUUGACUUUUUUUUUCUCUCCAGAAUUUUUAGACCAUUUAAACCUUUAUACAAAAGACGUUAUUUAAUAGUGGGGCGUCUCUAAAGACUAUAAAGAAGCCACAGAGUGAUAAACUGACAUUUUGGGAUCUGUACUUUUGACCCGUUUCAGUCAGACCACUUCCGUCUCCACAUUUCUGCUACUAAUGGAAUAAGAUGUAAACAAAAGAAUAUUAAGUGAGAUGUGGAAUGCUUCAUUGUUCAUGAUUGUAGUAAAAUUCCCCAAGCAUUAAGAAUUCUUGAUGCAUUGUAGCGCAUUAAUCAGCCUCCAGCUCGUCUUGGGGGUUGGAGAGCUGUCUUGUGUUCACCUCGCUUUUCCUCAAACUACGAGGUGUUUGUAUUCAUGAAAACUGCUGAGCAUGUAAUCUAUAAUUUAGUAGCAAAUUGUGUGAAAAAAAAACAAGCGUUGACUUCAGCAAUAAUUUUAAUUAAUUCGACGAAGAUUGAGGAUUUGCUCGCAUACUUGCUUGCUAAACGAGCUAACGGUUACAAAGCAGCUUUUCCGUCUCACCGGCUGACACAUCUAUCAUUAUAUGUCAUAGAUCUGCAAAAAUAUAGAUAUAAAAAUAAUAAAUUACGUGAAAUUGCCUAAUUUCCUAUGGCCACAAUAUUUUCUUUGUAGUUGCAGGAUAUUUAAAAAAAAAAAACAUUUAUCUUUUUAUUCAUUUAUUUAUAUCAUAUUCCAUUCUAACUUGUGGAGCUGAGGCUAACACCGAGAAGAUACGGUUCUGACAUUACGGUCAAAAGGGAUUGGACACUGUUUUUGGUGGUUUGUUAGGUUUGAAUGUGAUCCGUGUACUGUGUAUGUGGUGCGCACAGGCUGUAGAUCAGCAUGACACCUGUUCACACUCCUCACGGCCAUAUUGAGAAGUGCUUUUAAGCGGUUUUGCUGAAGCAACUCUUCGAGCAUCAUUCGAUUGGUUCUCUUGCCGCAAAGAGGACGUGCAUCAGUGAAAUGACCGCAGUUGUUAAAUUGAGGGAACUCGAAGAUUUCCGAGUGAGUGCUUGCAAAGGGAGCUGUAGGUCUUUUCUUAAUGCUGCUGUUGUCACCUGAUUUUAAGUCAUUGAUUGGUUUGUUGUAGAAAGUUUUUUUCCUUUUGACUGUCAUUUGAAAACCUUUUAAGCUAACUUGCCUUAUUUUUGAUUAUCUUAGAAGUAGUUGACAUUUUAGCUGUCGCGAUAGCGUUAGAUGUUAGUUUGUAGGUGUUAGAUUUGCCGUUUUCUUGCUCAACAUUUGAUUCACGAGAAUCUCUGUUCCUUUUGUACCCGUGUUUGUGCCGUUGAGCCUUUUUGUAAAAAAAAAAUUUAAAAAAAAAGGAAAAAACGAAAAAUAGAAACCUUUGCAAGUGGACAGCUGAACCAAACUCUUGACUUUGUUUGCUGACUCGAAACAUUCAUACUGACGCUGCAUCAGUGUCGUAGCUCUAAAUGAGGCUACUGCAAGCCAUUGUAUCCAAACAAGUUUUCAUUUAUGCACACAUUACAAACUGUAAACAUCUUUACAAGAUUGAUCACUAGACCGUGAGUGCCAUUCGAGAGGGUAUUCAUGCCCCUUUUCCACUGCACUGUAUCAGAAAGAAAAAAAAAGAUUUAAAAAAACAACAACAUGGCAACAUCAGUUGAAGCAACACAUGCUAAUUGCUGACAAAGAAGCACAAGGCUUUCUUUUUACAUCACAGCGUUUGGCUGUUUUUAUUCAAAGAUGGGACGGGACGCAAUCGCUUCAUCAAAGUGCGUAAUAUAUCUGCAGCACCAAAGACUGUUAAUGUUAACAUGUUGAAAAGGGGCAUUAGUACCUUCAAUUAGUGAUACAAAGUAAUCUGGAAAUCUUAAUAUUCUUUCUUUGUGUGAACUGCCUCAAAAUUCCAUGGGAUUGUCACUACAUAUGACAGCAACCAACUUGUUGGGAAGCCAUUGAGUCAACAAUUAUUUUGGUUGGCCGGAGCAAAGCCGUUCGUCAGGUUUGGCUCCAGCAAAAAAAAAAAACACACAAAAAAAACCCCGCUGACUUUAUUUUUUGUUUAUUUGUUCCCUGUCUGUUUGCUAUAUUGUUCAUUUGUGCUACCAAAGAUGUUGUCGUCACCCACACAUUCACGCUCAUAUGUUGCUCUCAACAAGACGUGCGAUGCGAGUCGGACAAACUGCUUUUGUCGAUAGUGAAUGACUCAGAAGGACGAUGGCGUUUUCAUGCACUCUGAAUCCAAAGUGCGGCUAUUUUUCUCAUUUGGAAAGUAAAUGGAAAGUACCAUACUUCUGUAAAGCAUUUGCUCUGACUCUAAAGUAGGGUUAUUUUUCUCAUUUAGAAAGUAAAUGGAAAGUACCAUACUUUGUAUAAAGCAUAUGCGAGAAGGCUGCAGUGCGUGUCAACACGCUCCAAAUGAAAGUGGGCUUAGCAUGCUUCCAGGAGGAGCACAUUGUGCAGCUUGAGAGCACAUUUUGUACAUAGUACCACACCUUUUCUUGACAUUGUUUUUUUUUCUCGUGUGAAUUUGUUUUCAUGACUUUUGUUGUUGUUGUUGUUGGAUAAACUGUCCAGAUCACACAGGGGGCUAGCAAUUGGUCCGAAUCAAUCGCACCAUGAAGGACUAUGUCAUGGCAAACGUUCGUAUGAGAGACAAGGUAUACUGUAUUCGAUGUGUUAGCCACCACUUUGAACACACACACAUACACUCAAAAGGAUUUUGGAACUAUGAAAUGACGACUUUGUUACAAUGCAGUGUUUAUUUAUUUGAUCGUUUUUCUACCAAAUUAUAAGCAAACCUAACGUUAAGUUUAUUUUGAUGCUGGAAAAUGAAUUUGCAUCAUGAAAAGUUACUGGUAGUAUGUCAAACUCUAUUCUGAUGGAUGGUCCACAGUUUCUCUCCAUGCACUUAAAAGUCCUUCCACCAAUUUGAUAAAUGGUCAUCUGAAAAGAGAUUGAUGGCUUAUUUCAUAGCUUCAAAAUGUUUUGCUGCUAAAACAGGACGUCUCAACAGGUUGUAGGUUGCUGCCCUGUCUGCAUUUUCUGAAUCUUUAGUUUUGGUAUUACAUCGACAAAGCUAUCAUUUGCAUAUUCACUGGUAAAAGUGUAAUCUUUUAAAAAAAAAAAACAUGAAUCAGAUUUUGAAAAUGCACUGGUUGCCUCCCGCUUCCUGCUUGUGAACAGUUUUCUUAUUUAUACAAGAACUCAUUUUGUACAGUUUUGUUAGAGGAAAGAGCUUUUGAUAUGUGGUUAUUUUGCUAGCCACUUGGCUACUGUUGUCUUCCUGUGCCAGAGUUUUUAAAAUUGUCUGUAACUUGCCUUUUUUUUUUUUUUUUAAUAUUUUCCUUCUGUCUUGGAUUUGUCUUUGAUUUGAAAAUGUCCAUUGUACUUUUUUUUAAUAAAAAGCUUUGUUCCAACUA
Molecule: messenger RNA, 5534 nt
Organism: Syngnathus typhle (broad-nosed pipefish)
Lineage: Eukaryota; Metazoa; Chordata; Actinopteri; Syngnathiformes; Syngnathidae
Product: RNA-binding motif, single-stranded-interacting protein 2-like
Exons: 14
Coding region: 119-1312 (397 amino acids)
Cellular component (GO): cytosol
Molecular function (GO): mRNA binding
Source: RefSeq, a predicted model, not a curated record